AUGCAAAAAAAUAAAGAAUCUAGCCUCGAAGAUGGUGAUUUUUCUGUAACAACUCUCACAGACAACGCUCUAAGAGAUAUAGUUGAGAAGGUAAAACUUCCAGAAGCCAAAACCACUAAAUAUGUGCUAUAAGUUGUCGAAUCAAAAGUUUUUACUGAAGAAGAAAAGAAAAAGAGUGUCAAACAAAGAGUUUUGAUCUUUAAAGAUUUCCCAGAGCUCAUCUACACUGGCUUGAAAAAGAAGAUUGGCAAUCCUACUGAGCUCGAAAAAAAUCUGAAAACUCCUGAAGUUUUUGACAACAGCAGCAUUAAUAUCUUGGUGCCUGUUGAAGAGACUGCAUAAUACUAGUUGAAUAUGGCUAAUAGUGCUUAAAAGUCGACAGUGUCUACAAAUAAUGCAAGCAGUAAUUAAAAUUCUGCUCAGAAAUUAGAAUCACCUGUUUCUAUCUCAAAGGCUCAGGAGUACAAGUCCAAAGCUCGUGAGAUGCUUAUGAACGAUAUCUAAUACACUCCAAUCAAGUCAUUGAAUGCCUUCUUGUUCGACUGGAAAAUUAAGGCCAGAGUUACAAAGAAGCAAUAAAUCAGAACAUGGAAAAAUGCUAAUUCUACAGGUCAUGUGAUGAACGCCGAGCUGAUUGAUAACUAAGGAACUCAAAUUUUAGCAACAUUUUACAACGACAUAGCUCUUAAAUAUGAUGAUAUCCUUAAAGAAGAUAAAGUGUACCUCUGGUCAAAUGGAAACGUCAAAAUUGCUAACAAAAAGUAUACUAGCAUUAAGAACGAUUAUUGCAUUGUUUUCGAUAAAAAUUCUGAAAUAGAAGAGAUUGAUGACGAUAAGUAAAUUUAGUAAUAAGGCUUUAAUUUCGUGACAAUUGAUGAGAUUAAUGAUUAUGAACAAAGUAGAACCGUUGAUACAAUUGGUGUUGUUACAAAUGUUGGAUAGAUUUCAAAUUUUGUUCCUAAGAAUGGAGGUGCUUCUAAGGACAAGAGAAGCAUUUAAAUUGCUGAUGAGAGUGGUUUAGCAAUUCAAGUCACUAUUUGGGGCAAAAAUGCUUCCUCUUUGAAUUUCUAAGAAGGUCACAUUCUCGCUGUGAGAGGAGCUAAAGUAAGUGAUUAUGCUGGCAAGACUCUGAAUAUUGGUGACGAUCACUGUUCACUCUAUCUUGAUAUCGAUCAUCUGAGAACAAGAGAAUUAAAGCAAUGGAAUAAAUAAAGAAAUCCAGACAACAUUAACUCUGUUAGCACAUCCAUCAUUAAUGGAAAUCAAAAUUAAAAUUCUGAGAGAGCAGACAACUUUAGACUUAUCUCUGAAGUAGUUAGAAAUGUUGCAGAUGAGGGUGUCAAUAUUCAACCACAGUGGAAUCAAGGUUACUCUCAGCCUAAAGCUAAAUUCUUCAAAAUUACAGGCUUUGUAAGCUAUCUAAAGCAUGAUGACAAAUUCUUCUAUUUAAGUUGUCCAGAUUGCAGAAGGAAGGUCUCUGAGGAGCUUGAAGGUUUCAGAUGCGAUUAUUGCAAUAAAUCAUUUAUUCAAUCAAACCCUACUUAUAUUAUGACUGCAAAAGUUUCAGAUCCAACAGGAGAUAUGUAUAUUCAAUUUGCUAGAGAGUUAGGUGAUCCAAUCAUGAAUGGUCUUACAGCUUCAGACUUCAAGGAUGUCAAGGAACAGCUCUCAAACCCAGAGGAAAUGAAAUUAUUCUUCGCCUAGGAAUGUCUUUACAAAGUAAUUUAUAGAUCCUUUUAAUAUUUAUAGACUCAUUCUGUUGUUAUUAAGGCAUAGAACGAUCAGUAUAGGGCAGGAAAUAACGGAGAUGAUAGAAUUAAAUACACUGCAGUAAAAGUUUUGCCAUAAAAUUUCACUGAAGACAAUCAAAUGCUGUUAAAGAGGCUCAGAAUAUAUGAGAAAAUGAAUGGAAUGUAAGAAUGA
Messenger RNA from Stylonychia lemnae, 1923 nucleotides. The record is from the annotation of a GenBank genome assembly. NCBI's taxonomy places the organism in Eukaryota, Ciliophora, Spirotrichea, Sporadotrichida, Oxytrichidae.